Messenger RNA from Austrofundulus limnaeus, 479 nucleotides. Its product is annotated as leucine-rich repeat extensin-like protein 5. The record is from RefSeq and is a predicted model, not a curated record. Lineage: Eukaryota; Metazoa; Chordata; Actinopteri; Cyprinodontiformes; Rivulidae.
UUGUCCCUCAGAGUUUUAGUUUUAUUUUUGCUGCCCUGACAGCUCUUUGUUUUGUUUGUUUAAAUAAAUCUUUUUAUUUAAAUCUCAUCCUCCGUCGGGAUUUGGGUUCAUUCUGCACCUCAACCUAACAGAAUGAUCCAGCCACGACAAGAACUCACCGGGAGGAUGAAAUAUUUUGAUUUUUUGAGUAGUGAGAAUUAUUUUUCGGCGUUUGAGGGGGGGAGAAAGAACCCUGCCAGGAGACAGGGAAGAAGAGGCUGUGACCAGGAAGUGGAGGUCCUCCCAUCACCUCUUCUAGUGGAGGAGGAGGAGCAGAGGAACAUGCAGUUUUGGGGGACUCACCUGGCGCUGAAGCCCACUCCACCAUCGGGUCCUUCUCAGCGCCACCGUCGACGACGGAAAAAAGCUGCGGCUCCUCCCAAGCCAUCUGGGUUUUUCCAUCCGGAGCUCUGUGACAGUGAGCCAGAGUUUGACCCAGA